AUGGUUUACUGGACUUCUACUAUCGUAGCAAUCCUUGUCUUCUCUGGCCAUGGAGCUUGCAACGUUGCUGCCUCGUACAAGGGACCAUCUACCAAAGGGUGUGCGAGAGCUUGCACCGAUCUGAGCAAGUCGCUGCCAGGCAAAGUAACAACAGCUGCAAACGCCGCAGCAUUCCAACAGAUCCAGUCUGGCUACUAUUCGACGUUCAACUCCGACCUUGCACCGGCGUGCUUCGUUCUGCCUACUACUGCCCAAGAUGUUGCUGCCGUGGUGAAGGCAGCGAAGAAAGCCCAAUGUCCGUUUGCUGUCAAGGGUGGUGGACAUACAUUCUUCGCUGGAGCAAACAGCAUUCAAGAUGGUAUUUCUAUCGACCUACAACAGCUUAAUCAAGUCACGGUGAACAAAGAUGGCUCAGCGAGCAUCGGGCCCGGAAACCGAUGGGGACGAGUCUACGAGACACUUGAUCCUCUUGGCCUGACUGUCAUGGGUGGACGCGUCUCGACGGUUGGCGUCGGAGGCUUGCUUGUUAGUGGAGGUCUCAGCUUCUUGCACCCUUCUCAAGGACUGGGUGUUGACAACAUCCGCAACUACCAGCUUGUUAAUGCUGACGGAAAGGUGUUGGAGGUCAACCAAAAGAACAAUCCAGACUUAUUCUGGGCGCUGCGAGGAGGAGGCAAUAACUUUGGCAUCGUGACACGCUUCGAUGUUAACACGGUCAAACACCAGAGCUUUUGGGGUGGAGGUAUCAAUUACAACAUUUCCGAGCUGGAGCCUUUGAUGAAGGCAUACAACAGGCUCGCACAACCAGAAACGCAAGACCCCAAAGCCACUACCUGGUUUGCUCCGGUCUACUAUCCCAAGACAGAUUUCUGGCUCAUCAACACCGAGCCUGUCUACGCCGACCCUGUUUCCACAACUCCAGAGAUCUUCACGCCUUUCAUGGAAAGCCCCAACCAACUAUCCAACUCGAUCCGCAUCGCCAACAUCUCCUCUCUCGCUCAAGACACCACCCCGACACCGGGCAAUACUGUCGCUGAAUGGGACAUCACCAUGAAAAUGAACACCGAAGUGGUCCACUACAUGCAUCAACGCAUCAACGACGGAGCAAUGAACCACCCUGCCAUCGACCUCAUUGCUUUCCCCGUUCAGAUAUUGGGUAAGACUACCCUGUCUCACACCAAGAAUCGCGGCGGCAACGCUCUCGGCCUAUCUGAGUCAGAUGGUCCGCUUCUCAUUGUCCAGCUCGGCCUCAGCUGGCCCGCUGGGGCUUCGGAGGCAGACGAUGAAGCGAUCUAUGCUCUUGGCGACGCGCUCAUGAGGGACGUGAAGCAAUGGAGUGUGAAGAAGGGGUUGGAGCAUCGAUACAUCUAUAUGAAUUACGCUGGGAGGAGCCAGAAUGUCUUUGAGGGAUAUGGAGCGAAGAAUCAUGCGAGGUUGAGACAGGUUGCGAAGAAGUAUGACCCGGAAGGUGUAUUUCAGAAGUUGGUGCCGGGUGGGAAGAAGGUGUUUUGA
Messenger RNA from Cercospora beticola, 1512 nucleotides. Its product is annotated as FAD-binding oxidoreductase. The record is from RefSeq and is a predicted model, not a curated record. Gene Ontology annotation, molecular function: oxidoreductase activity; FAD binding. Lineage: Eukaryota; Fungi; Ascomycota; Dothideomycetes; Mycosphaerellales; Mycosphaerellaceae.